This is a messenger RNA of Dichotomopilus funicola, 3603 nucleotides long. Its product is annotated as putative serine esterase-domain-containing protein. The coding region runs from base 1 to 3603 and encodes 1200 amino acids. The record is from RefSeq and is a predicted model, not a curated record. Gene Ontology annotation, molecular function: monoacylglycerol lipase activity. The transcript has a single exon. NCBI's taxonomy places the organism in Eukaryota, Fungi, Ascomycota, Sordariomycetes, Sordariales, Chaetomiaceae.
AUGUUGCUCCUCCACCAAACGGGUAGCGUCAAAAUUGGCGAGGUCGUCCGCUACACAGUAACAUACACACCGUCUGCCGACCACAUUCUCCCGUCUCCCGAGUUUCUCUACCUUCGCAUCAAGAAUACGUGCGCCAUUGCCCUCCGAGCCGCCUUCGUCCACGGGCCAUACACACUCGCCGUUUCCGCGUAUCCGUCGACAUUCAAGCCUUUCGAGAAGUUUGAAAACCCUCGCCGCUAUGGUGUACCCGAAUUCGAACCCAUGCUCAAGGCCGGCGCCGUAUGGAACUGCCACCUCGUCAUUCCAGAUAACAUCCGCCAGAGUGCUGGAGAAGGCAGCAGCAAACAUGGUCAUUUCGGAGGUGGGCCGGGGCAUGAAGGGGAGACGGUGACGUGGGUGAUAGAAGUCUCCUCGCAAGUCGUUUUUUCGGCUUCGGCGUCCGUCAACUACGAGGUUUUACUGGCGCGCGACGAAAAGUCGUUGAACCUCGGCUCCGUGGUACCCGUCAUUGGGAAUCAGGCGCAGGCUUCGCAACCGGGCCGUGUCAGCGACUUCCAACAGAGCUCAAGCUCCCAGAAACAUCAUCCGGCUCAGCUGAAGGGUGUUUUUUCUAAAGCCGUUCGGCUCACGGUUGAAGACACAGUGGCCUUGUGGAAUACUCCCAGGAUAUCAGGAUGGGAUGAUAUUGGAUGGCUAAGGGCACGACAGAGCGAGGAUCCGGGAUCUGUCACUGCGUCUGAUGCUGUUGGCGGACAACCCAAAAAAGCGGAACAGAAGCCCAAGAGAAAACAGAAAAAGGUGCAUUUAGUUGUGCUCACACACGGUUUACACAGCAACCUUGGCGGAGACAUGCUGUUCAUGAAGGAAAGCAUUGACGCUGCAGUUAAACAGGCGAAGAUCGAUGCUAGGGUGCGCAAAGCACGCGAGUGGGCGGCUCGAAAGGCCGCAAAAGAAACCACCGAUGCAGAUGGGGAAGCGGAGGAGGGUCAAGAAGACAUCGUUCCAGAUGACGAAGAUGAAGAUGGUGAGGAGGUCGUCGUCCGCGGGUUCCCCGGAAAUGCUGCCAAGACCGAACGAGGCAUCAAAUAUCUAGGCAAACGACUCGCCAGAUACAUUCUCUCCAUGACCUACCCUGACCAGCCAUGCUUGCCGACUGCUAAAGCAGCUUCAGAGGCCAUCGCCCACACCCUUAAGGCGGGGGCACCGAAGAAAGGCAUCGAGGAGGCACACAAGCACAGCUCCGUUCACCAGACAGUCUCCACCGGGGGCAAUCGACUGUACAAAUUUACCAAAAUUAGCUUCAUCGCCCAUUCUCUUGGGGGACUUGUUCAGACAUACGCCGUUGCGUACAUUCAAAAACAUUCACCUCAAUUCUUCGACCUUAUCGAACCGAUCAACUUCAUCGCUCUGGCAACUCCGUUUCUCGGCCUGAACCAUGAGAAUCCGCUUUACGUCAAGUUUGCACUGGACUUUGGUCUCGUGGGGCGAACGGGUCAAGACCUAGGGUUAACUUGGAGAGCGCCGACUAUUGCACGAAACGGGUGGGGUGCUCUCAUGAGCAACCUUGGAGAGCACGCCCACAAGCGCGUGUAUGGCGAGCAUCAGCCCGAGUCCAAGCCGCUGCUCCGGAUCCUCCCUACGGGGCCGGCUCAUAAGGCGCUUAAAAAGUUUCGCAAUCGGACCGUGUAUUCCAAUGUGGUCAAUGACGGCAUUGUUCCCCUACGGACGAGUUGCCUCCUCUUUCUCGACUGGCAGGGACUUGGGCGGGUUGAGAAGGCUCGCCGGGAAGCAGGUCUGGUAGAGACUAUGGUUGGAUUCGGGUGGGCCGAGCUCACAGGAGCUAACGUGACGACUCCCAGGCUUGCCCCUUGGUCACCAGCAGACACGAGAGGCAAUGGCGCAGACGGCCCCAUCGCGGGCGGGGCCACGCCGACUAGCGAGGAGGACUCUCAUCAGGUCCCCCAACCGCCAACUAACGCCAUGCUUGAAGACGACCGACAGAGUCUGAGGUCGAUUGCUAGCCCCUACCAAGAGGGGCCUUCGGAGCUUCAGCAGCUCCAGAGCUCGACGACAGCGACGUCGAAUCCCUUUUCAGGAAUUUUCAGUUUCUUCCGCAACGAAACACCGAAACCGCCAGCCCCAACGUCUUCCAAGGUAACCAAGAUCUACCAACGGAGCCAGACGCUAAAAUCAGAGCAGUGGUCCCCUGCGGGCUCUGCCACCUCGUCUAAAUCCAAAGUCACCAGCGGGAAUGAACUUACGGAGGAGCUCGAGGGCAUGUCAGCACCUCCAAAGACAACCAUCUUCGAAUCCGCCGGGGACCUGCUUAACCCAAAACUGCCACCAAUCGAGUUCAUCAUUGACCCUUCCGCCCGUCCUCGGACUAUCUUCCAUGACCGCGUCUACCACACGGCGGACAUUCCUCCUCCGCCUAUCAAAGAACGGUCUUCCAGCCCUCUAAACUUGCGUCGCCGCGCACAAACAGUAACCUCUCAAACAUCAGCACCUAGCACUUCCUCCCCCCCACCGUCACAACCAGCGUCACACGCCAAAGAAUCUGUACCUUCCGAGGAAUCAUAUUCUUCCGAACAAACCCCAGGUCCUAAACCAUCCACAGCUUCCACCACCAAUGACGAAACCUCGACGGUUCACACCCCCUCCCUCGACACUAGUCGCGAGCCAGCCCCCAGCGAUCUUCCCAAUGACCUCGAUAUCGACACCUCCCAGAUGCGCGUCGAGGAGAAGAUUGCGCGGGCUUACCAUCGAGGCCUCUCCUGGCGCAAGGUCCUCGUCAAGUUAGAGCCUGAUGCGCAUAACAAUAUUGUCGUGCGCCGUACCUUUGCCAACGCCUUUGGCUGGCCCGUCGUUCAGCACCUUGUCGAAGCCCAUUUUUCAGAUACCGCCACCGCCCGGCGUAGGGACGAAGAUGAGCCAAAUGCGGAGCGGGCAAAGGACUUGAGCCAACCCCCGAGUAAAGGGGACGGUGGUGAGAGGAGAAAUACGGCAACGAGACAGGAUGCGCAUGGGGAACGGACCAUAAUCGAAGAUCGAGCUGGCCGCGGGGUGGGUAGUAGUGGCGGUGAUGAUAGCUCCUACGGUAGUGGAGAGGAAGCGGAUAUCGUGCCGGAAUUACCACGUAGUCCAAAGCUAAGCCCUUCGCUCGCCGCGUCGAGCACUACCAACACCGGAAAUGCGCUGGGUGUGUCUGCAGCGGGUGUGUCGGAUGUUACUUGGGCCAGAACUCCGACCACACCGCGGCCGUUGCUAGACCGGCUUGACUCGGUGACAUGGAGUGAGCGGGACUGGUUGGACAGCGGAGAUGAGAGUGAUGAUGGAGUAGGUGAGAGGGGUGACUCUAGGUCGGGAAGUAUGGGUGGUGGUCCUGAGGGUGAAAAGGGGGCAGCGUUGCGGGGCAGAGAAGGGGAGGGAAAGCUGGGAGUGCCGGGUUCUGCUAGUGGGGGGAAGAGUUCAAGAAGUCCAAGUCCCUUGAGUUGGAAUUGGGCGGAGAAGAUAGUUGGGAAAGGUGGCGCGGGGAAGUCGAAGUCCCCGAAAAUUGGUAGUAAUAGCCAUGCUAGUGCAGAGGUUGGGAAGACGGCCAAGUAA